UCUGCCAAUAUUUUAGAGGAGGUGUUGAAGACAUAAAAACAGGAUUAAUCUGAAUUGCUACCAACCUUUGCUCCACACAGUUAAUUUUACACAAAUUGUCUUGGUCUAAGCAAAACCUUCUAACUUUAGAGGAGAGAAGAGAUAAACACUAGCUCCCCCAUUUAACCUUGCAAGAUAUUUCUCUAAAUAAUGGCAAAGGGAUUUUAUGUCAGCAAACUGGCUGCUUUUUUUGGUAUCCUGUUUUGUAUUGCUGCUGUGUUUACAGUAAUAGCUCUUGCCAUUGUGUAUGCUCAAGAAAAGGCCAACAACAAUGACCUGCUCAAUCCUUCUGAAACUACAACCAUAUCUGGCACCAGUUCCAGUAGUUCCAGCACCACAACUCCAUCUGAUGGACCAUGGAACAAAUAUCGGCUUCCAAAAACCCUUAAGCCAUAUCAUUAUGAUGUUCGACUACGGCCAGUCCUACAGCUGAAUGCUCAAAGACUUUAUGCCUUUCAUGGCAUAAGUGAAGUUUUCUUUACUUGUAAUGAAGCAACCAACCUUGUCAUUAUCCACAGUAACAAACUCAAUUUCACCACAACUCCAACUCUUAGGGAUAGUGAUGGGAAACCUCUCUCUGUAUCCAAGGUAGAUAUAGUGCUGGUAACACAGUAUCUGGUGCUACAUGCUGUUAACCCCCUGGAAGUUGGUAAAAAUUACUCCGUAUACACUGAGUUUGAUGGGGAGCUGGCAGAUGACCUGGCUGGAUUUUACCGAAGUGAAUAUGUGGAGGAUGGAGAAACCAAGAUGAUUGCUACCACUCAGAUGGCAGCUAAUGACGCCAGGAAGGCAUUUCCCUGCUUUGAUGAACCAGCAAUGAAAGCUACUUUCAACAUCACCAUCGUGCACAAGAGAGACUAUGUGGCUCUAUCAAACAUGAGUCCUAUCCGUCACAAUAAUAUAAUUGUAGACAGAGAUAUAUGGACUGAAACAGUUUUUGCAAAAACCGUCAAAAUGUCUACAUACCUCGUGGCAUUUGUAGUGUCUCAGUUUAGUUCUGUUGGUGAUCCAGGGAAUAGUACCACUAGAGCGGUUAGAAUCUGGGGCCGCAAAAAAGCUAUUGAGAAUGAGAACCAAGGAGAAUAUGCCUUAAGUAUAACAAAGCCCAUUCUAGAUUAUUUUGAGGAAUAUUAUAACACUACAUACCCUCUUCCAAAGUCAGACCAGGUGGCUAUACCUGAUUUUAGUGCCGGAGCGAUGGAGAACUGGGGCCUGAUCACAUACCGAGAGACAGCUCUGCUAAUUGCCCCUGCCGUAUCAUCUAUUGGCAACAAAGAAAGAGUGGCCACAGUGGUAGCCCAUGAGCUUGCUCAUCAGUGGUUUGGAAACCUUGUGACCAUACGAUGGUGGAAUGAUAUGUGGCUGAAAGAAGGUUUUGCCUCCUACGUAGAAUAUUUGGGAGUAGACAAAGCAGAGCCCUCUUGGAAUAUAAAAGAUUUGAUAGUGCUUAAUGAUGUAUAUAGAGCAAUGGCACUUGAUGCCCUGGCGUCUUCUCAUCCACUGACAUCGAAAGAGGAAGAGGUGAACACUCCAGAUGAAAUAAGUCAACUCUAUGAUGCUAUCAGUUAUAGCAAGGGUGCUUCGGUGAUUCGGAUGCUGUCCAGUUUUCUCUCCGAGGAAGUGUUUGUUAAAGGCUUGGCUACAUACCUGAAAACGUUUGAAUAUGAUAACACGGUGUACAGUGAUUUGUGGACUCAUUUGCAAGCAGCAGUGGAUGCAACAUCACAUUCCUUAGACUUGCCUCAACCAGUCGCCAAUAUCAUGGACACAUGGGUUCUACAGAUGGGAUUUCCAGUGGUGACUAUUGACACUACAACUGGACUUGUAACUCAGAAACAUUUCCUCCUGGAUCCUGACUCCACAGUAACGCGCCCUUCAGAGUUUAGUUACACGUGGAUUGUGCCAAUUUCAUAUUCUAAAAACACUUCUCUGGGGAACUACUGGCUUCAAACUCCCACAGCUACAGUCAAUGAAUUUCAGAUUCAUACAAAUGAAUGGUUUCUAGCCAACAUCAAUGUAACAGGAUACUAUCGAGUUAAUUAUGAUGAUGCAAACUGGAACAAGCUCAUUGCACAACUGGAGACAGACCAUACGAAUAUUCCUGUUAUCAACCGUGCCCAGAUCAUCGAUGAUGCCUUCAAUUUAGCAAGAGCCAAGGUCGUGAAUACAAGAAGAGCAUUAGACACCACCAGAUACCUCUGGAAAGACGUUGAAUACAUGCCUUGGCAGGCAGCGUUAAGCAGUCUGUAUUUCUUUAAACAGAUGUUUGAUCGGUCGGAGGUGUACGGACCCAUGGGGAAAUACAUGAAGCAACAAGUCAGACCAUUAUUUGAACACUUUAAAAAUGUGACUGGAAAUUUUACUACUCGACCAGAAUCAUUAACAGACCAAUACAGUGAAAUAAACGUGGUGAGCACAGCAUGUAGCUAUGGCAUUCCAGAAUGUGUUGAAUUUGCAUCUAAUCUCUUUAACAAAUGGAUGGCCACUAACAAUAAUAGUAUCCAUCCAAACCUGAGAUCAGCCGUUUACUGCACCGCAGUAGCUCAUGGAGGAGAAGCUGAAUGGAACUUUUUAUGGGAAAAAUUAGUAGAAUCGGACAUUGCACAAGAAUCAGACAAGCGGAGGGCUGCUCUGGCCUGCAGCAGGGAGACCUGGAUACUAAACAGACUCCUGGAAUAUUCGCUGAAUACCAGUAAAAUUCGUCGACAAGAUGCUGUCUCCACCAUUAACAGUGUUUGCAGCAAUGUGAUAGGACAGAGUCUUGGAUGGGAUUUUGUGAGAGCUAAGUGGAAAACCAUUGUGAAUGAGCUUGGAGGGUCCACAUUCUCUUUUCGUAACAUACUUCAACAGGUGACUCUCCGUUUCUCCACUGACUUCGAUCUGCAACAGCUGGAGCAGUUCAAAUUUGAUAACCAAGAAAGUGGGUUUGGAACAGCUGCUCAAUCAUUGGAACAAGCCAUAGAGAAGACUAAAGCAAACAUUAGAUGGGUGAAUGAAAAUAAAGAGAUGGUACUGAACUGGUUUAGGGAUGCAAUAAAAUCGGAAAACAUCUGAAAUCCACCUACCAUGCUUGGUAAAGCACAUGUUUACACACAUCGUUUGCCUUCUAUCACAACUCUUCAAGCAUUGCAGCAUGGGAGAUGAAUAAUAUCUCUAAGUAACAUUGAUCUAAAAAAAUUACUGUCACUUAAAUUUGUAGUGACAAGAACAGUGUAUAUUAAUAAAUCAGCUAAUUAUUUUUGUCUUAUAUCACUCACUGUUUAA
Messenger RNA from Pelobates fuscus (common spadefoot toad), 3303 nucleotides. RefSeq names its product aminopeptidase N-like. Gene Ontology annotation, cellular component: plasma membrane; cytoplasm. The coding region runs from base 190 to 3093 and encodes 967 amino acids. The record is from RefSeq and is a predicted model, not a curated record. Gene Ontology annotation, molecular function: peptide binding; zinc ion binding; metalloaminopeptidase activity. Gene Ontology annotation, biological process: peptide catabolic process; proteolysis. The transcript is spliced from 20 exons. NCBI's taxonomy places the organism in Eukaryota, Metazoa, Chordata, Amphibia, Anura, Pelobatidae.